UAACAUGAACCUCACCCAUUGUUCAGCAACAUCAAUAUCGCUGUGAUCGUCGACAUCAAACAUUUCGCCUCGGACAUUACCACACGAAAAGAGCCGACAUAGUCUCUUGGACGACGGAACAAUAUUUGCAUCCGGAAAAAGCCUACCUUACAACCUUACAGAGUCGCAAAUACCCUCGAAAUACACAUACCCAAACACACAGACAACAAAAAUGGCAGCCCUGAGAUCCCUCACCAUCCGCCGUCUCGCCCUCGCGCGACCAGUCCCCAGAGCGGCUACUUCUCCCGUGUCGCGGCAGGUGAGGUGGAGCACGAGCAAGCCCGGCGGCGACGGCGACGGCGACCUCGGCGGCCCUGGCGGCCAGGAGCCCGUGCCGUCCAGCAGCGGUCCGUCCCAGAGCUGGCCGACGUUGGCGGCGAUUGCGGCGGCGGGGCUGGCCGUGGGCGGAUAUCUCGUCCACCUGACGGGCAAGUCCAAGGGCCAGGGGAAGGUGAUGGAGAAAGGCGAGUUUGAUAGGCUAGCUGAGAAGGUCACGCCGAGGAAGUGAGUUCACGACGUGCAGGUUUGGAAGUUCACUCUGAACGUCUGGAACAGUUGAAGUCGGUAGAGGAGCCGGCGUGAGAACCGACAAGACGUAUGGUUACACCAUCAACUCAGUUUCACAAAUCAAAUUAUGUUAUUAAUGUG
Messenger RNA from Colletotrichum destructivum, 687 nucleotides. RefSeq lists its product as uncharacterized. The coding region runs from base 212 to 547 and encodes 111 amino acids. Lineage: Eukaryota; Fungi; Ascomycota; Sordariomycetes; Glomerellales; Glomerellaceae. The transcript is spliced from 2 exons. The record is from RefSeq and is a predicted model, not a curated record.